Messenger RNA from Podarcis raffonei (Aeolian wall lizard), 1472 nucleotides. Its product is annotated as acidic mammalian chitinase-like. Bases 1 to 1443 code for a protein of 480 amino acids. Gene Ontology annotation, cellular component: extracellular region. Gene Ontology annotation, biological process: carbohydrate metabolic process; chitin catabolic process. The transcript has 11 exons. Lineage: Eukaryota; Metazoa; Chordata; Lepidosauria; Squamata; Lacertidae. The record is from RefSeq and is a predicted model, not a curated record. Gene Ontology annotation, molecular function: chitinase activity; chitin binding.
AUGGGGAAGGGUCUGUUGUGCUUUGGUUUGGCAGUUCUGCUGCAGCUGCAGCUUGGUUCUGCCUACAAACUAGUGUGCUAUUUCACCAACUGGUCUCAGUAUAGGCCAGAGCCGGCCAAAUACUUCCCAAACAACAUUGAUCCAAAUCUCUGUACUCAUUUGAUAUAUGCCUUCGCCACUAUGAAUCAACAUAAAAUUGCUCCUUAUGAAUGGAAUGAUGAGGACAGGCUCUUCCCUGAAUUUCAAGCACUUAAGAACAGCAACCCCAAUCUUGUCACACUGCUAGCUAUUGGAGGCUGGAAUUUUGGCACACAGAAGUUCACUGAAAUGGUUGCCUCAGCUACCAAUCGUAAAAUCUUCAUUGAUUCAGUGAUUGAAUAUCUUUGUAAGUUUGGGUUUGAUGGGAUUGACCUGGACUUUGAAUACCCAGGAUCGAGGGGAAGUCCUCCCGAAGACAAGCAACGCUUCACGAUCCUGAUUCGGGAAAUGCUGGCUGCCUUUGAGAAUGGUAAAUGUAAUGGGAAAAGGCUUUUGAUCACAGCAGCGGUUUCUGCUGGCAAAGGGACCAUUGAUGCUGGAUAUGAAAUUGCUGCAAUAGGACAACUUUUAGAUUUCAUCAGUGUAAUGACAUAUGACUUCCACGGAGGUUGGGAUACCUGCACAGGACACAACAGCCCAUUGUAUGUGGGAUCCAAAGACCAGGGUGAUUUAAGGUAUUUCAACUGUGAUUAUGCCAUGCAAUACUGGAAGGACAAUGGUGUCCCAGCUCAAAAACUGCUUAUGGGAUUCCCCACCUAUGGGCGCACUUUCAGGCUUACUACAUCAGAUACAGGUGUUUGUGCACCUGUCUCUGGGGCUGGCUCUGCCGGCCCUUACACCCGCGAGGCAGGCUUCUGGGCCUACUAUGAGAUUUGCACAUUUUUAAAAACUGCCACAAAAGAAUGGAUUGAUGACCAGAAAGUUCCAUAUACCUACAAGGGUAAUGAAUGGGUUGGAUAUGAUGACAUUUGCAGCUACAAAUACAAAGUCAAAUACCUGAAAGAGAACAAUUUUGGAGGUGCCAUGGUUUGGGCAAUUGACCUGGAUGAUUUUCUGGGUACAUUCUGUAAUGAAGGAAAAUAUCCUUUAAUAAAUGAGCUGAAGAGACUUCUUGAAUCAAAUGAGCCUAUUGUGCCAGACUGCCCUGGUGGUGUAACUCCAUCCCCUCCCACAACUACUACUACCACUAAUGGAGAUACAGGUCCUACUCCUCCUCCUCCUGCAACUACAACUGUGGGGCCCCCAGUGCCUGGUAACUUUUGUGCCAACCAACCGGAUGGUAUCCAUGCGGACCCAGAAGACAAGACCAAAUUCUACGUAUGCGCUAACCAUCAGAGUUACAGUUUCAGCUGCGCAGCUGGAUUGGUUUUCGAUGACAGCUGCAAGUGCUGCAACUACCCUUAAAUAUUAACAGGUGGUUUCCAUCAAGGAGA